Molecule: messenger RNA, 429 nt
Organism: Trichophyton benhamiae CBS 112371
Lineage: Eukaryota; Fungi; Ascomycota; Eurotiomycetes; Onygenales; Arthrodermataceae
Exons: 2
Coding region: 1-429 (142 amino acids)
Cellular component (GO): cytoplasm; membrane
Source: RefSeq, a predicted model, not a curated record
AUGGUGACGAAUGCUGUUCUGGGUGGAAUAGCGGACACGGUUGCACAGUCGAUAUCCGCCAUAAGUGCUAGAUGCAAGGAACUACCGAGGCACCGGGACACAACCAGCUUCAUAUCAAUUGAUUUGCAAGACUUGGAGAAGGAAAAACCACCAGCCGUGGGAGAGCUGAAUUUCUACAGAAGGCGGCCUGCUCCGUUUGACUUUGAGAGACUCACUCGCUUUAUGGCAUAUGGCUUCUUCAUGGCGCCCAUCCAGCACCGGUGGUUCAGCUUCUUAUCCCACAUAUUCCCGGUGACCCAGUCCCAUGCAACCAUUCCAGCAUUGAAGCGUGUUGCGAUGGACCAACUCAUCUUUGCUCCAAUCGGUAUAUAUUCUCAUUCUCACCCUCACACCCCGCCCUACUGCAGAGUGGGAGGAGAAGAUAACUAA